AUGCCGCAUCCCCUAUACGACGAUUGGCUCGUGCUGACUAAGCGCGACGCAGAAACACUGCAGCCACGGCGAUGGGUGUCUGGGGAAGUCAUUGAGUGGUUCGGACUGAUGCUCCAGUACGUAAACAAGUACGAGGAAUUCUCGUGGCUAUACUGCUCUACUUAUACUCUCAGUUUGAUCUCAAUGCCUCGUCGCCCAGGCGAGGGUUUCCCAGUCCUGGCACAUGAGAACAUGCUGUUGUUCAAAUGGGUUCUCAUUCCGCUGCACGCAGAUAAUCAUUGGAGUUUGGUCAUCCUGGACAACGACCGCUCGCCCACACUGCCACGCCGCCCCACCCGCAUCCUACAUGCCGACUCCUUGUCCAUGCACACAAACUUCGAAGCACCAUUGCGUGAGUACCUGCGGCAGCAGCUGCGAGAGUUGAUGCCAAACGUGGUGUCCGAGGCAGAUGCAGACGACUGGAUUUCUCGCGUGCCUUUAGUCAAAGUCCAGGCAACACAGCAGACGGACGCGUGUAACUGUGGCGUGUUCGUGAUGAAGUACAUGCAAUACGUCGUGCUCUCGCGCUUUCGCUUCGCUGACCGCAUCCACCUGCAUGGCGAUGCCGAGUGGUGGUGGGAGGAGCUGCUAGAAGAUCUCCUCGAGUGGACCGUCUAUUACAAUCGACGCAUGCCAAGCUAUUUAUCAAGCACCGCACCCAUUUCAUAA
Molecule: messenger RNA, 708 nt
Organism: Closterium sp. Yama58-4
Lineage: Eukaryota; Viridiplantae; Streptophyta; Zygnematophyceae; Desmidiales; Closteriaceae
Source: the annotation of a GenBank genome assembly